AUGGCUUCAAUAGCUUUAACCGUUCUUACAUUAACUCUUGGAAUGUUUUUUAUAUUUGUUGGUCAAUUUAAAAUUACAUCAAAAUUUUUUCCUGAUGUACAUGAAGAUAUGAGACGUGAAUUUGGUCGUGUUAAUAAAGUAUUUCCAUUUUACCAAGUAACUGGUUGGCGUCCAUAUGCUAAAAAUUAUCGAUUAGCUGUUGGUAUUGCUGAAGUUGUUUGUGGAGCUAUUUUAGUUUUAAUACCAGGACGACUUAAACAAUUGGCUAAUGUGGUUCUUUUGAUAUUAAUGUUAGGUGCUGUUUAUACACAUUAUAUAUUACAUGAUAAAUUUGAACGUAUGGCACCUGGACUUGUAUUUAGUCUUUUAUUGUUGACUCGUCUUAUCAUUUAUCGACAAGUGGUACAACGAGAGAAAGGUUUAAGUGCAGAAAAGAAACCAAUGAAAUCAGAGGAAAAAAUAAAAGACGAAGAUGUCGAAGAAGAGUCGGAUGAUCAAGAAUCACAAAGUGACGAUGAAGAUAAACAAAGAGCACCGAGUGAUAAGAAAAAGGACAAGAAGAAUAUAUAA
Rotaria sordida is the source of this 570-nucleotide messenger RNA. The record is from the annotation of a GenBank genome assembly. NCBI's taxonomy places the organism in Eukaryota, Metazoa, Rotifera, Eurotatoria, Philodinida, Philodinidae.